This is a messenger RNA of Aspergillus oryzae RIB40, 561 nucleotides long. Its product is annotated as GNAT family N-acetyltransferase. The transcript has a single exon. The record is from RefSeq and is a predicted model, not a curated record. Gene Ontology annotation, molecular function: acyltransferase activity, transferring groups other than amino-acyl groups. Bases 1 to 561 code for a protein of 186 amino acids. NCBI's taxonomy places the organism in Eukaryota, Fungi, Ascomycota, Eurotiomycetes, Eurotiales, Aspergillaceae.
AUGACGUUGCCCAUCAAACCGCAGACCUGGACCAAAGAUGCGUUCAUCAUAUCAACGGAUAAAACGCUUCUCUCAGUGUCUGCCAUCAACACCGCGUUCGACAAUGAUUUCAUGUACUGGACGAAAAGUUACCCCGAGAAUAUCCUAAAACAGAUCAUUGAUGGUUCCUUUUGCUUCGGAGUGUACAAGGCCAAGCAGAAUAUCACUGGCCAGAAUGGUGACAGCAACAGCAUCCCAAGUCAUGGUCCAACAAAGUUAAUAGAAGGUGUAGAUCAGAUCGGAUUCGCGCGGCUCAUCACGGACAAUGUUACCUUCGCGUAUCUGACUGACUUGUACAUCCUCCCGGAAUAUCAGGGUCACGGUCUUGGAGGCUGGCUAAUCGAUUGCGUGGAUGAGGUAUUGCGACCGCUGCCGCACCUGAGGUGGUUUAUGUUGCGGACGUCGGCGGAGAAGAGCAAGCAGGCAUAUGAGAAGCGUUUGGGGAUGCAUGUUUUGGAUACGAGCUGUGUCAGCGAGGGGGGGAUCAUGAUGGGGAGGAAGGGGAAGGCAAAUAUGGCUUGA